This is a messenger RNA of Schistocerca nitens (vagrant locust), 2762 nucleotides long. RefSeq names its product 45 kDa calcium-binding protein (gene myd). NCBI's taxonomy places the organism in Eukaryota, Metazoa, Arthropoda, Insecta, Orthoptera, Acrididae. Bases 566 to 1624 code for a protein of 352 amino acids. Gene Ontology annotation, biological process: calcium-ion regulated exocytosis. Gene Ontology annotation, molecular function: calcium ion binding. The record is from RefSeq and is a predicted model, not a curated record. Gene Ontology annotation, cellular component: endoplasmic reticulum. The transcript is spliced from 8 exons.
CGCUGUGUUGAAUUCUAUUGACAAUAACGCAACACCUGCAGCUCCAACAUUGAAGGAUGGAAGAUACAUGGUUACUACAUAAAAUCAGCUAUCAACAAUUAACGUUGUUUGUCAGAAUUAUGCGUAUCCUCUGUGGCAUUUCAGCACUUUCGAAGCCUAAAACAGCAGCGUAAGGCUGCAGAAUUCGUGAUAACGUGCGCUUUGGUAACAUUCGUAUGCUUUUGAUUUUCGCCUCGACUCAAUACGAGAACAAUGACGCUUCGGAGAUGCUUAGUACUAAAGCGAGACACAAUGCCUACCGUGUUAGUUAACGUGCAGUGCGUAAAUUGUGAAAAUGUCAAUUUCGUAAAGUGAAAAAAUGCAGCAAAGGGUAAAGAGCCCAGCAACCUCAUGCUUUUCGUUUCGUCACAAGUGAUUACAAAAAUAAAUGCGGGGACAUUUGAAAAUCAUUAUCGGUCACAUCAUACUAUUAGAAAAACACUUUUGAAGAAGAGGUUAGAACUGCAGGACAAAGUCAAUUUAUCGAGAGACGUUUGCGUUACAGGCACCCCUUGCCUUGAUCAGCAUGAACAGAGAAAAUCACCAACUUAAAUGCUGUUGUUGCCAGUGUAAAAGAUUUGCAGUUGUUGUUCCAUGUGUGUUAUAUACAGGUCUGGUAGUCUUAGCUUUCGCUGCUCCAAUUUCUUUGAGAUCAUCAUCAUUGAGAGUAUAUGACGAACAAGUGGUGCUAGGAUACCGGAGUCUGGAAUCACUACAUGACCAUGGUAGCAGCAAUCCACCACUUCUCCUGGAUGAUAAUAGCUUGAAUGAUGAUCCCCGGCAGUCGCAGGAGAUACUAAAAAAUGUCUUCAACAGAGCAGACCGUGACCAUGAUGAACGCCUAACACUUUUGGAGCUGUCCGACUGGAUUGAUAUUCGCAUCCGGGAGCAUAUCGACCAGGCCUUACUAGAAAAUGAGAUACUUUUUACUGCCAUAGACGUACAACCCAGGGAUGGGUCGGUUAGCUGGGAUGAAUAUCAUCGGUAUUUCCUUAAGCAGCAUGGACUCAGUCAUCAGUAUGCAGAGAAGCAUGAUGAGAAACACCACAACUUGGCACGCUCCAUAAAAGAGACCAUCAUGAGAGACAGAGCAUCGUGGUCUGAGGCUGCUCGAUCUGAUCCUGAACGUCUAACUCUGGAUGAAUUUCUUGCAUUCCGCCAUCCUGAAUCCAGCCGUGCCACUGUCAUGUCUUUGGUUGAGGAGCUACUUGACAAAUUUGAUCAUGAUGGUGACGAGUUCCUGACAGAGGAGGAAUUCUCGAGUCUUCCACAACAACAGCUAGGGCUAGCUGCUGCUGCAGCUGCUGAUGAUAGUGCAGGCAAUGUAGUGGAAGAACAACGACGAUCAGAAUUUCGGCAGUUAGUGGAUCGAGACAGAGAUGGACGAGCUGAUCGCCACGAACUGUUGAUGUACAUGGACCCACGCAAUCCACGACACGCACGUCAGGAAGCUUCACAGUUGCUUCAGCUUGCUGACACAGAUGCAGAUGGUGCUGUGAGUCUAAUGGAAGUACUGGCUCAUGCAGGACCCUUCCUCAACAGCAAGAUGGUUGAUACAGCUCGAUCUUUCCAUGAUGAGUUCUAGAUGAAUAAUGAAAUUAGAAGACUGUACAUUCAGAAAUGUAUCUGGCUACUGGAAGCAGUUUUCAGGAUCUUUCCUUGCAGUUUUACAGAGGUAAAUCAACUGUCAGUUACACUGUUCAUUUGACUUGUGCUGCUAUAUGGUCUCACUUACAACCGCUGUACAUGCCACUACCAAUGGAGGAAACUUGGAGGCAAAUAUCAAAACGUUAUUCUGAGUUAUGGAAUUUACCUAACUGUAUUGGUCCUCUUGAUGGCAAACAUUUCCGCAUUCAGUGUUCCCCAAAUACUGGGUCCAUAAAUUAUAAAUAUAAAGGAUUCUUUUCAAUAGUUCUAAUGGCUUUGUCUGACGCAGAUGGAAUGUUCACCACAGUAGAGGUUGGAGACUAUGGACGAAAUAGUGAUGGUGCUGUGUUCCGCAAAUCAGCACUGAGAGAAUUACUGCACAGUAAUAAAUUGAGAAUACCUGAAGCAAAUCCCUUGCCAGGUGAGGCAAAUGACAAUCCUUUCCUGUUCUACUUCGUGGCAGAUGAAGCAUUCCCUCUCCAGCAUAAUAUAAUGUGGCCCUUUCCAGAAAGAGUUUUAAAUGAUGCCUGAAGAAUAUUCAACUUUUGACUGUCGAGGGGCAGAAAAAGUGUGGAAUGCAGCUUUGGAAUGCUAACCUCAAAAUUUCGUCUAUUGGACCGACCAAUUUAUACCAACAGAAGUAAUGCUGUUCUGGCCAUUAAGGCAGCAUGUGCGCUUCAUAAUUUUAUAUGCAGACGAGAAGGCCAACCCUAUGUUCCACAACAAUUUAAUAAGUAUUCUGUAAUACCAGCAUUACCAGAUAACAGUGCAUUCAGUCAAAGCAACAAUUUUAACAAAGCAAACCACUUACGAAAUAAGCUAGGUGAAUACUUUCUGAAACCAACUGGUGCAAUCCCUACACAAUGGAGAUGUGUAGGUUUACAAGACCCAGCCAUUUAGUUCAACCAAUUUUUAUAUACCUGUAAACUGUUCAAAUUCAAAUAAAAAAAAUAAAAAAUAAAACAGCUGGGCAUACUUCAUUAUAGAGCACUAUUUUUUAAUUUAAAAUAAUGUUAAGUUCUUAAAUCUACCACAUUAAUGAAAAUUUAAUUUGAAGCAAAAUUUUUGUAAAUGAC